AUGCAAUUGGCAUUUUAUUGUAGACUUUCUUGAAAAGUUAGGUCAUUUUUCCUGUGUGUAUCUUUUCUAGCUACCUUCCAAAGAUUGUUCAGGAAAAGAAUUCUUGUCCAUCCUUACAUUUCAGGAAAUUCUUAGUAAAUACUUGUGAGUUGAUAGCUUGCUUAUUGUAAAUUUUCCAGAAUACCUGUUGAUUGCCCUUUAACUAUGGAAGAUAACUAGAAAUUUGAAAACAUAAUGGAAUACCAACUAAUGGAGAUAGGGCAUUAAAAUGGUUGUCUGACAUCGAAAUGAAGAUAACUGUUUCAGAUAUGUUGAGAUAUGGAUCUGGUCCUUAGGUUCUUAGAACUAGAAUGGAAAUGAGGAAGGGAGUCUGCAAGUGUGUGUUGGAGUCAAAGAAAUGGUGUAAAAGUGUACAUAGAGAACAGAGACUUAAGGAACAUCCACAGGAGAAGGAGGAGGGAGAGGAACCAUUGCAGAAGAUGUAAUAAAGAAUGAUAGAAGGAAAUCAAGACACCAUUAUGACUCAGAUGAGAAAUCAGAAACAAGAGAAAAUGGUGUUGGAGAUGACCUGGAUGCUCCCAAGUCCAAAAAAGCUAAAAUGAAAGAGAAACUAAAUGGAGACACUGAAGAGGGAUUUAGUAGACUUUCAGAUGCAUUCUCUAAAUCUCAUAAGUCAAGAAGAAAAGGCCUGCCAAAUGGAGAUAUUGAUGAGUAUGAAAAAAAAUCAAUGCGAGCAUCAUCCUUAGAUAGUUCUCAUAAAUCAAGUGAUAAUAAAUUACAGGAGAUCCUAACACGUGAACAGAAAGAAGGGGACUUCUCCAAUUUCCCUAUUUCUGAAGAGACUAUAAAGCUUCUAAAAGGUCGAGGGGUAACAUAUCUCUUUCCUAUUCAAGUUAAGACCUUUGUUCCUGUGUAUGAAGGAAAAGAUUUAAUUGCUCAAGCACGGACAGGAACAGGAAAGACAUUCUCUUUUGCUAUCCCCUUGAUUGAAAGGCUCCAAAGAAAUCAAGAAAUGGUUAAAAAAAGCCGCUCACCAAAGGUACUUGUUUUGGCUCCAACAAGGGAACUGGCAAACCAGGUAGCCAAAGACUUCAAAGAUAUAACUAGAAAACUCAGCGUGGCUUGUUUUUAUGGUGGGACAUCAUAUCAAAGCCAAAUUAAUCAUAUUCGAAAUGGUAUUGACAUCUUGGUUGGGACUCCUGGUCGAAUCAAAGACCAUCUACAAAGUGGCCGAUUGGAUCUUUCUAAACUACGCCAUGUUGUGCUUGAUGAAGUGGAUCAAAUGUUAGAUUUAGGGUUUGCUGAACAAGUUGAAGAUAUUAUCCACGAAUCCUACAAAACUGAUUCUGAAGACAAUCCUCAAACUUUACUGUUUUCUGCAACUUGCCCACAGUGGGUGUACAAAGUCGCAAAAAAAUAUAUGAAAUCCAGGUAUGAACAGGUUGAUCUUGUUGGAAAAAUGACUCAAAAGGCUGCAACUACUGUGGAACAUUUGGCCAUCCAAUGCCAUUGGUCUCAGAGACCAGCAGUUAUUGGUGAUGUUCUUCAAGUCUACAGUGGAUCUGAAGGGAGGGCUAUUAUUUUCUGUGAGACCAAGAAGAAUGUAACUGAAAUGGCCAUGAAUCCUCACAUAAAACAGAAUGCCCAGUGUUUACAUGGGGACAUUGCACAGUCACAAAGAGAAAUUACAUUGAAAGGCUUCAGAGAAGGCAGUUUUAAAGUUUUGGUGGCAACCAAUGUGGCUGCCCGUGGUUUGGACAUUCCUGAGGUUGACCUGGUGAUCCAAAGUUCUCCUCCACAGGAUGUUGAGUCCUAUAUUCAUCGCUCUGGACGCACAGGUAGAGCUGGUCGGACAGGGAUUUGUGUGUGUUUUUAUCAACCAAGAGAAAGAGGUCAACUAAGAUAUGUGGAACAAAAAGCAGGAAUUACUUUUAAACGUGUAGGUGUUCCUUCUACAAUGGAUUUAGUUAAAUCUAAAAGCAUGGAUGCCAUCAGGUCUCUGGCUUCUGUUUCUUAUGCUGCUGUUGAUUUUUUCCGACCAUCAGCUCAGAGACUGAUAGAAGAGAAAGGGGCAGUGGAUGCAUUGGCUGCAGCAUUAGCACACAUUUCUGGCGCAUCAAGCUUUGAACCACGAUCUUUGAUCACUUCUGAUAAGGGGUUUGUGACCAUGACUUUGGAAAGCCCAGAAGAAAUACAGGAUGUCGGCUGUGCUCGGAAAGAACUUAACAGAAAGCUGAGUAGUAAUGCUGUGUCCCAAAUUACCAGAAUGUGCCUCCUGAAAGGAAAUAUGGGUGUAUGUUUUGAUGUUCCCACAACUGAGUCUGAAAGGUUACAGGCAGAGUGGCAUGAUUCAGACUGGAUACUCUCAGUGCCAGCCAAAUUACCUGAAAUUGAAGAAUAUUAUGAUGGAAACACAUCUUCCAAUUCCAGACAGAGGAGUGGCUGGUCUGGUGGUCGGUCGGGCCGAUCGGGCCGAUCAGGCGGUCGAUCUGGUGGUCGGUCAGGCAGACAGAAUCGACAGGGGAGUCGGUCAGGAAGUCGACAAGAUGGUAGAAGAAGGGGUGGGAAUAGAAAUCGAUCAAGAAGCGGAGGCCACAAACGAAGUUUUGACUGAGUAUUUGAUAGUUAACCUACCAGUGUGGGCUUGCCUAUUUCUGCCUAAUCAUGUACAUUAUCCACCAAAAAUUAGGUCAUCAUAGUUGAGGUAUGUGUCUGCUAUUUGCAAAGAAGUUGGUCGUAUUUUUUUAAAAAGUAUUUCACAAGAAUGGUUUUAAACAAAUCUACUUAUCCAGUUAUACCUUUGAAUAAAAAAAAACCCUCCUUUUAUUGUCUCUUUUUACUAUGUGUUAAUAAUUAUCUCAGUGUUAUCCUCUUCUUCUAAAACUUGGCAGUCAAGUUAUUCUUAAGGUUAUUUGCAUUCAAAUGUAUACUUGUAUUCAGAUCAUUCUUUCCAUAACUUAUGUGAUAAAAAAUAAACCUCUUUCACGUUAA
Molecule: messenger RNA, 2991 nt
Organism: Tupaia belangeri chinensis (Chinese tree shrew)
Lineage: Eukaryota; Metazoa; Chordata; Mammalia; Scandentia; Tupaiidae
Gene: DDX50
Product: DExD-box helicase 50
Exons: 15
Coding region: 599-2614 (671 amino acids)
Cellular component (GO): cytosol
Molecular function (GO): RNA binding; ATP binding; RNA helicase activity
Source: RefSeq, a predicted model, not a curated record